GACACAACCAGCUAAAGCCCGUUUCCAACUCCGAACUCUCUCUCUCUCUCUCAGCGACCAUGAGACCCCAAAACAAAGUACUUUCUCUCUCUAACUUCUUCGUCUUCUCGUGCUUAUGCUUCCUUCUCCUGGUUUCGCCGCCGUUGUUGGCUUUCCAAUCCGACGAGCUUCUCGUAGACGACGAAGAGUUUGGCCUCGAAGGGGGUCGUUCCCCUGAUCUCGAUCUCACAAUCACCCGAUCUUCUCCUAACCCUCCACAGCCCACAAUUCGGACCCAAUCGACCCGGAAGAGGUCGUCGGAUACGGACUCGGACUCGAAGAUCCAGUUCUCGCUCGAGCACGCCUUCGGAGACUCCGAUUUCUCCUCCGCCGGCACAUUCUCCGCUCGCCUCAAGACAUGGUCUCAUGGUGGCCAGACUCUCACGAAACUUAGGUUUUCAAGGAAUGGUCUUACAGAAACAGAGAAGGAAAAGUUCAAGAAUCUAUUGGAAGAUGAUGACUUCUAUAGGAUAAGAGUAGCAUCCAACGUGGUGAGCUCUCCUGAGAGGGAGUACAUAAUUUCAUCAGUGAAAGCAAGAUGUCUUCCACGGGAUGGUUUGGACGAGCAUUUUGUUAUACAUAUGGAAGGUGUUAACAUCUUGGCCAUUAAUUAUGGCUCUCCUGGAGCAUGCCCAUAUCCUCGGCAAUUGAAACUUCCUGCAAAGUGGUUCUUUAACUCACACACAGUCUUGAAGAACAGCGAGGUGGCACCAAGGACUCCAUCAUUUGCUGAAGAAAUCCUCGUUGGUGAGGAUGGAGAGGGUGAAGGUGUAAAGCCACUAGAAAGGUCCUUUUGGGCUAAAUAUUGGAUGUAUUUAAUCCCUCUUGGACUAAUUAUCAUGAAUGCUAUCACGCAAGCCAUGAACAUGCCAGAGGAACAGGCUACUGGCCAACCAGCAACCCAAGCACCACAGCCGGCUGCAGCAAUACGGGGGCAAAGCUCUACUGUGCGAAGAAGAUGACUGGUUUCUGCAUAUAGAGCUGCACCAGCAGCACGCACGCAGAUGGUGCUCGGGAUACAUUGAAACGGCAACAAGCUGCUCUGUGGCCUUUUCAUGGAAACCAGAAAUUGCUCAUCGUUCCUGAAAAGGCUUUACGUAAGCGUAUGGAACUUUGUUUAUGAAGCAUUCGAAUUGUAAUUCUUUGCCCCGACAAGGUUCCACACUUUCUGGUUAGGAUUGAUUCUUGGGGUCCAAAUCUUUCCUCUUUUUAAGACGAAUUUCAUUCGACAUUCCAAGAUGCAUAAGUUGUUGUUUGUGAAUUUUAUCCUUUUACCACAUUUGAUUUCUGGAGAGAAUUUCAAGUAAUUUAUAAAAAGGUCAAUUAGAGUUUUGCAAUAACUAAAUAA
Messenger RNA from Cornus florida, 1387 nucleotides. RefSeq lists its product as uncharacterized. The transcript has 9 exons. The record is from RefSeq and is a predicted model, not a curated record. NCBI's taxonomy places the organism in Eukaryota, Viridiplantae, Streptophyta, Magnoliopsida, Cornales, Cornaceae. The coding region runs from base 60 to 1001 and encodes 313 amino acids.